Chrysoperla carnea is the source of this 2193-nucleotide messenger RNA. RefSeq lists its product as uncharacterized. The transcript has a single exon. NCBI's taxonomy places the organism in Eukaryota, Metazoa, Arthropoda, Insecta, Neuroptera, Chrysopidae. The coding region runs from base 1 to 2193 and encodes 730 amino acids. The record is from RefSeq and is a predicted model, not a curated record.
AUGUCGGAGACGAACGAUUAUCGUAUUCGGAGAUCACGUGAGCUCUCACGUCUGAGAAUAAAUCGAAGUCGUAAUGCUCAUCGUGAAAUGUUAAUGACUUCUAACAAUAACAGUGAUAGUGGUUCUAAUGUUCAAUUAAAUGAUUGUAAGGCAUUGAUUAAUGAAGAAACUACCGAAGAAAAUAAUUAUAGAGAAGCCAGGUAUGUAGAAGAAAGAGAAGAAACUGAAGCUGAACCAAAUUCAGAAAUUAGUACGUAUGGAGAACUGCAACGCGUAACAGAGGGAGUGGAUGCAGAGGCUGACUCACAGUCAGAGUCUAAUAUAAAUUUGGAGUCUGAAUCAGAAUCUGAAGAAAUAAUUCAUCGAUCAACAGAUUCUGAUACAGAGGAGGACGUAGAUAAUGAAGAUGAAGAAUACGACGAUGUUAAUGAAAUCCGCAAAUGGGCACUGCAAAAUCCCCCUAUACCCCAUGCUCGCCUUGAAGGAUUAUUAAAGAUCUUACAAAAGAAGUAUCCAAAAUUACCAAAAUGUGCAAAGACUUUUCUAAAUACAUCGUCAAUGCCGUACGAUAUAGAGCAUUUUGAUAGUAAUAGUGAAUUUGUGUACUUUGGAAUUGAACAACAUCUUCAAAUAAUAAUUAACCCAGCUUUACACGAGUCCAACGUUAUUGAGUUACUUAUCAAUGUUGAUGGAUUACCACUUUUCAAAUCGAGCUCCAAACAGUUCUGGCCAAUAUUGUGCAAAGUGUUUAAUGAUCCAGAUGUUUAUCACCCAUUUCCAGUGGCAAUUUAUUGCGGUAAUGAAAAACCAGCUGACCCCAAUAAGUAUUUAGAAAAAUUUAUCGACGAAGUAAAUCAUCUACAAGCAAACGGGACACACGUUGAUGAUCAAUUCUUUCAUGUUAAAAUUAAAGCCUUUGUAGCUGAUAGACCAGCACGUGCGUUUUUAAAAUGCAUAAUUGGCCAUACAGGCUUCUACAGUUGCGAGAGGUGUGAAAUCAAAGGUAUUCGAGUAAAGAAUCGAACAACUUAUCCAUAUUCCUGGGUAGACGGCCAGCCCAUGUUCAAUGAUGAUGAAAGAACUGAUGCAUCUUUUCGUGCUCAAAACAAUCCUCAUCACCAUAAUGGAGUAAGUCCAUUGAUUAACACUAAUCCUCCAAUUGAUUUGAUUAAUCAAUUUUCUUUGGAUUCAAUGCAUCUAGUUUUCCUGGGCGUGAUGAAAAAACUUUUGGAGUAUUGGCUAGAGGGAACUAUCAAGAAUGUAAGAUUAAGUCAUAAUGCUAAAACGCAACUAUCCAAUUCACUGGUAUCAAUACAAAAUCAAGUACCUCAUGAUUUCCAGAGAUCAACGAGAUCGCUAAAAGAUGUCAAAAAAUUUAAAGCUACAGAAUAUCAGUUUCUUCUGUUAUAUGCUGGACCUAUAAUUUUCAAAAACAUUCUCCGAGAAGAAAUUUAUACUCAUUUUAUGUUUUUACAUAUCGCCUGUCGAUUAUUGUGGUCGACUGAACUUGCCACAAGUAGAUGUAGUCAUGCAAAAUAUUUCUUGAGAAAAUUUGUUUUGUGGGCACCAUUUUUCUACGGACAAGAGUGUCUAAUUAGUAAUAUGCAUGCUCUUAUUCACCUUGCCGAUGAUGUUAGCUACAUGAAUUGUCCGAUGUCUAGAAUAAAUGCUUAUCCAUUCGAAAAUAUGCUAGGAAAAAUAAAAAGAUUACUUCAUCAUGGAAAUAGGCCAUUAUCACAAUUUUGUCGUCGGUGGAACGAAAUGUUGGCUGUUAUGAAGAAACCAGAAAAACCAAAAUCUAUUGAAAUAUUACGGAAACUGCAUCCUAAGUGCGCUAGUGAUGAUAUUAUUGUAAAACGAAUUAUGUUUAAGAACUGUAUUAUUACAAGUGAAUUCCCAAACAAUAUCGUUUUGCUGAAGAAUGGCAGUGAAAGUGUGCUACAAAUUGAUAGAAUGUUUAUAAGUGGUGGUGAUAGUGAAAACAACAUACAAAUCUCAGGCAAAGUCCUCGAAAAAAAAGGAUCACUUUUUACAAGCCCAUCUAAUUCUGGAAUAAUGAAGAUGUGGCGUAUUUCAAGAAGAAAUUGGUAUGACAAAACAUGCAGAUUUAUAGACAUUAAACAGAAAAUGAUUUUAUUUGCUAUUCAUAACGGAAGUCGUGAAAAACUAUAUGUCAUGCCUCUGUUGCAUUGA